AUGGCCUUCCAAUUACCUUCCUUCCAGAUAUUUCUGCCAGUCUCUGAUACUUUAAAAUACUGUUUGUUGGCCUUUGCCAUAGCAUUGUUCCUGAUUGCACUGAUUAUUUUAGCGUGCAAGGUGCACCAGUACUAUAAGUAUAAAUCUUCUAUUGUGAAAGUGACCAUGGCCUUCCAAUUACCUUCCUUCCAGAUAUUUCUGCCAGUCUCUGAUACUUUAAAAUACUGUUUGUUGGCCUUUGCCAUAGCAUUGUUCCUGAUUGCACUGAUUAUUUUAGCGUGCAAGGUGCACCAGUACUAUAAGUAUAAAUCUUCUAUUGUGAAAGACACAAAGUUCAUCAAUGCCUCAAGUGUUUCAAAGAAGACUGAAGGAAAUAAUAUUUUAGUGAAAAGUUUAAGUCCUGGCUUCCUAGAGACCGCCAGGAAGGAGCAGGACUCAAAGAUCCAACUCAUGCAGAAGGAAAUGGAAAAGCUGGAAGUGCAUUUAUCACCGUCUCCUCCAAGCACAGAAAGUUUGGAUGACCUGGGCAGUGACUGUGAUCGUCCACAUGACUCCAGAGGGAAGCUUAAGUUUUCUCUUAAUUUGUGUAAGAAGACCAUGACCUUGCUUCUCAGUGUUAUUGAAGCCACAGACUUACCAGACAACAGCAGGGACCCCUUUGUCAGGAUAAGAGUCUUCUCCAAAGUAGAUGAGCCACAGUCGGAUGUGCAGUCUAUUCUUCAUGAAUGUGAAACAAGGGUGGUGAAAAACAGUAGAAACCCUGUCUUUGAUGAAGACUUCUCAUUAUCUUUAAAGAAUUACCAUCUGUCAAACAUCAUUUUAAAAUUAGAGGUCAAAGACUUUGACAAGUAUUCCAGACACACUCUUAUUGGAGAAGCAAAGGUGGCACUAAAAGAUCUAAAAACGUCUGAAACCUUGGAGUUUUGUGAAGAUUUGCAAGCGAAAACUAAGGAUAUUAUUGGAGAGGUUCUAAUCUCACUGAAAUGUUUACCCACUGCACAGAAGAUUGAAGUUGGGAUACUAAAAUUCAAAACAAGCUCACUGAGUCUUAUUCAGGAAAGAGAUGUGUACGCCAGAAUAGAUGUCUUCAGCAACCAACAUAAGCAAAAGCACCAGAAAUCCAGUCUUCGAGCAAAGUCUAAGGUGACCGUUUUCAAUGAAACCUUUCUCUUCAGCCUUCCUGAUCCAGGGAAAACUCACUGUCUGGUUCUCAUCUCACUGUAUGAAAAUGUGGCCAAUGGGAGGAAGCUCAUUGGACAAACUUCACUGGGCAACCAAAAGACCAAGUCAAGCCAUUGGGACAUGAUGAUGCAGACUCUUCGGCAGCCUAUAGCUGACUGGCAUCCACUGUAUAUUUGAAAAUAACUGUGUAUAUAAAAUAUGGACUUUGUAGCUGAAUUGUAUUGUUUUUGCUGUAAUGUGUAA
Nanorana parkeri is the source of this 1425-nucleotide messenger RNA. RefSeq names its product synaptotagmin-1-like. The record is from RefSeq and is a predicted model, not a curated record. Bases 1 to 1359 code for a protein of 452 amino acids. Gene Ontology annotation, biological process: calcium-ion regulated exocytosis; vesicle fusion; cellular response to calcium ion. Gene Ontology annotation, cellular component: synapse; axon. Lineage: Eukaryota; Metazoa; Chordata; Amphibia; Anura; Dicroglossidae. Gene Ontology annotation, molecular function: calcium ion binding; clathrin binding; calcium-dependent phospholipid binding. The transcript is spliced from 7 exons.